GCAAAGAAAAAACUGGCACCAUCGCUGGUGAACCAUCGAAAGAUGAGAAAAAACAAUACCCGAUUGAGGAAUCAGUCACUAAAGAACGAUUAUAUAUUCUCGAAGAAGAUAUCAAAGAAAUCAUCGGUUAA
Dentiscutata erythropus is the source of this 131-nucleotide messenger RNA. The record is from the annotation of a GenBank genome assembly. NCBI's taxonomy places the organism in Eukaryota, Fungi, Glomeromycota, Glomeromycetes, Diversisporales, Gigasporaceae.